Molecule: messenger RNA, 552 nt
Organism: Geodia barretti
Lineage: Eukaryota; Metazoa; Porifera; Demospongiae; Tetractinellida; Geodiidae
Source: the annotation of a GenBank genome assembly
ACCCGCCCCAAACGUCAUAAGAAGAGAGAGCAGCACUGAAAAGAAGAGAAGAAUGAGUGUCUCGCCACCAUCAGCCACCUCUCAAACACCAGGUGAAGAAGCAGCACCUUCUCCGCCUGUCCCUCAACCAGGGAGGGGAUUUGUACAGGACAUAAUCCUCAAUGCAUUCGAACCUGGCGUGAACCAGUCAGUUCUCAUCUUCAUCAACCUGGCCUUUGUCCUCCUGCUGCUCACACUAGUCGGACUGACUCUGCUGGUCGGUCUGGACCUUCAUAUACUGCUACUAAUAGUUCUUGCAGUUGGACUCAUGAUUGGCUUCAACUGGUUUAUAUCUCAACUGCCAAACACUGCCCCAGACCCUAAGACGACAUCAAAAGAGAGAGAUAAGCAAGAAUAACACUGGUCUAACAACCAUUGCACAGUUCAGUACACGUAUCAUCACCACCAGUAACCACCAGUAUGUAUGGUAUGAAGUGCAUGUUCAGAGAACCAGUGAAUGACCUGAGAGUGUCAAUUCACACACAAUGUACAACACCACUUCAUUGACUGUUA